AUGGGCGGGGCUAACGGUCCCAUCCGGGGAACUCCGCCCUCCUCAGGCUUUUCACCCCCUCCCCCCACUCCCGCCAAAUCCCCCACCCGGGCUCCCCGCAUCGGCGGGGGGUGGGGGGCGUCCCCCAGUCAGGGGGGUCGCAGCCCUCGAGGGGGUGGGCGCGGCCCUGGUGGCGCCCGCACAAAGGCCAGGCGACCCGUCAGUCACGCAGUCUCGGGUCGGGGCGGGGGUCGACAGCUGACCCCGGCUUCCUCGGACAAUGGGGGCCGCGCCCGCCGGGAGGAGGGUCCCCGCCCCCUAUUGUCUCCUGCGGACCCGCUUCCGCGCCCCCUACAGGGCCCGGGCCCCGCCCAAGCUGCGGCCGCAGGCGCCGCAUCCCCGGAGCCCCCAGUCCCACCAAGUCUCCGAGAGAGGCUCCGCCCGGCGUCAGACACAAAGCAGCGCCCGUCGGACCCCGGACCGUCACGGACCCCGACCCCGCUCCUCUCCGCGGGGAUGCCAUCCAGCUCGGCGUUAGCCACAGCCGGCCUCCAGCCCACCCCACCUCCCCCGCCCUCCAAUGCCUCCGCCGCUGCUGCUGCUGCCGCCGCCACUACGCCAGGGCCCCGCACCCACCUGCUCGGUCCGAGCCGCCCGGCCACACUCCGAGCACCAACAGACCGGGGCGCGCACAAAAGCGCCAAACAGCGGCACGUGACCGCCCCGCGGGGCUCCGCAUUGGCUGAGCUCGGCGGCACCAGCCUACCGUCAGUCACCACAUCCAGCAUACCCCCGCACAAGCCUGUGACAACAGCCACCGCUGACAGGCCUGACAACUCCCCCAGCAAGCCGGGGUCACUAGGAUUGUCUCUUCAGAACUCAGAUUCUCCUGGCCCCAGGACUGGGCAGCCCUCUUCCUCUUCUGCAGUCUGUUAA
This is a messenger RNA of Dromiciops gliroides (monito del monte), 915 nucleotides long. RefSeq names its product arf-GAP with GTPase, ANK repeat and PH domain-containing protein 2-like. Bases 1 to 915 code for a protein of 304 amino acids. The transcript has 3 exons. The record is from RefSeq and is a predicted model, not a curated record. NCBI's taxonomy places the organism in Eukaryota, Metazoa, Chordata, Mammalia, Microbiotheria, Microbiotheriidae.